Messenger RNA from Rasamsonia emersonii CBS 393.64, 1629 nucleotides. RefSeq names its product Aldehyde dehydrogenase. The record is from RefSeq and is a predicted model, not a curated record. Gene Ontology annotation, cellular component: cytoplasm. NCBI's taxonomy places the organism in Eukaryota, Fungi, Ascomycota, Eurotiomycetes, Eurotiales, Trichocomaceae. Bases 1 to 1629 code for a protein of 542 amino acids. Gene Ontology annotation, molecular function: aldehyde dehydrogenase (NAD+) activity. Gene Ontology annotation, biological process: aldehyde metabolic process. The transcript is spliced from 4 exons.
AUGGGUGCCCCCAUCGACAUUCCUCCCCUUCAGCCCACGCCCGUCGACGACAUCCGCGCCCGGGUCGCCAAGGUGCGCGCCUCGUUUUUCGAGCAGAAAACCCGUCCCGUGCAAUUCCGUCUCGUCCAGCUGCGCAAACUCUACUGGGCACUGAAGGACAAUGAAGACCGCAUGGUCGAAGCGCUCCGCCGCGAUCUGGGCAAGCCCGUGUUCGAGUCGUACAUUUCGGAGAUCGGAUGGGUUCAGAAUGACAUCGUGUUUGUCAACCGUCAUCUCGAGAAGUGGGUCAAGGAUGAGCCGGCCCCGGACAUCAGCUUCAUGUUCAAGUUUAUGAGUCCCAAGAUCCGGAAAGAUCCCCUGGGCUGCGUCCUGGUGAUCGGCGCCUUCAACUAUCCCUUCCAGUUGACGCUGGGCCCCGUCAUCGGGGCCAUUGCCGCCGGCAACACCGUCGUCAUCAAGCCCAGUGAGGGUGCUCCGCACAGCGCCGUCGUCAUGCAGGAGAUCCUCGAGGCCGCUCUCGACCCGUCGUGCUAUACUGUUGUGCAGGGUUCGGUCCCGGAAGUGCAAGCACUUCUUGCAGAGCGCUGGGACAAGAUCUUCUUCACCGGCAGUGCCAAUGUCGGACGUAUUGUCGCACAGGCUGCUGCACCAACCCUCACCCCCGUUGUGCUCGAGCUGGGUGGCAUGAACCCGUCCAUUGUGACUCGGAAUGCGAAUCCCCGGCUCGUGGCCCGGCGGAUGCUGUGGCCCAAGGUCAUGAACGCGGGUCAAGUCUGCACGUCGCAGAAUUACCUGCUGGUCGAGAAGCCGAUCCUGCCGGCGGUGAUUGAAGAAUUCAAAAAGGCCUACAAGGAGUUCUAUCCCAACGGUACCAAGAACUCCCCGGACUAUUCGCGGAUCGCCAACGAGCGGGCCUUCCGUCGGAUCAAAGCCAUGAUCGACAACAGCAAAGGCAAGAUCUUGCUGGGAGGCACCAUGGACGAAAAGGAGCUCUACAUCGAACCCACCAUCGUCCAGAUUGACUCCCCGGAGGAUUCGAUGGUGGCGGAAGAAAGCUUUGGCCCUCUGAUUCCCAUCCUGCCGGUUGACAGUCUGGAUGAGGCGAUCAAGAUCGCCAAUAAGAUUCAAGACACGACGCUGGGCGUCUACGCUUUCGGAACGAAGGAAGAGACUGAGAAAGUCCUUGCGUCCACCCGCUCGGGAAAUGCUGCCCUCAACGAUGCCCUUUUGCACAUCCCCACUCUGCCCUUUGGUGGUGUAGGGGAGAGCGGUGUCGGUGCAUACCGCGGAAGAGCCAGUUUCGACACGUUUGUGCAUCGCCGGCCUGUCACCAACACGCCUUCCUGGUUGGAGGGUCUGCUUUCCAUUCGGUAUCCACCAUACGCGGGCAAGCUGGCCAAGUACAACGCGUCGUUCAAUCUCGCGCCGGAUUUCGACCGCGAGGGGCGCAAGAGCCGGCUCACCUGGUUGCGAUGCCUGCUGACGCUGGGUGGAGGGACACCCAAAGCGGCGGCUGCUCGGGCUACUGCUGUUGCAGUUGUUGUUCAAAUUUCUUACUGUCCUUUCGUCAGACAAAGACAAGUGAGAGAUGGAGUCGAAGUCGGUCACGAAGGCUGGUCGUUAUCUUGA